AUGCCUUCACCUGCAGCUUCAAGUGGCGGAGACAACAACACUGAAUCGGCUUCAGCCGGCGACCUGCUUCAGUGCUUCAACACCAGCUGUGGCGCCCAGUUUCGCGAGGUGGACAACGGCGAUGAUGCCUGCACCUACCACCAGGGAAAGCCGUACUUCCACGACGGCUACAAGGAGUGGACUUGCUGCAAGAUGAAGUCCCGUGACUUUACCAUCUUCAUGGGCUUCAAGGGCUGCACCAAGGGCCGCCAUAGCAACGUCCAGCCGGAAAAGCCCAAACCUGAGCCGGCUCCGACAGAUGUGCCUUCACCCGUUUCCAGCGAGUCUCCAAAAGAGGAGCAAGAACCGGAGCGUCCGUUCGUGCCGCCUGAUGAGAGCCUAGUGCAGAACAUCAAAGUGGUCGAGUCGGCGAAUCUCGCCUCGGCGCCUCCGGUGAAGAACAUCGUCAUUUGCAAGAACUGCAAGGCCGAAGAGUCGUCUCUGGUGCCCCUCUCUCAGUGCUUCUACCACCGAGGAGUGCAAGUUUUCCACGACUCACUCAAAUUCUGGAGCUGCUGUCCGCACAAGAAGUUCACCGAGUUUGAGGAGUUCCAGAAGCUGCCGCCCUGUGCCCAGGCCGACCGUCACCAGCUGAUGGUGAAGAUCGACUACAAGGAGAACUGGUUCCAGACCGGACCGACGCUGACCAUUGCCCUCUACGGCCUGAAGGGUGCUCGCUACGUGGAGGAUAAGUGCCAGGUGAAGCUGGUCGGUGGCCGCAAGUUGUUUGUUCGACUGGUGAACGCCCAGGGCAUUACCAUCUUCGAGAAGCAGUGGCACCUCUUCGAUUACAUCAAUCUCAACGACAGCUGCAAGGUGAUCCUCAAUCCCUCCAACGUGCAGAUAGUCCUGCAGAAGGCCAACGGCAGAAGUCACUGGCCGGAGCUGGUGGUGAAGCAGCAGCCCGGCAAGCCGUGA
Rhagoletis zephyria (snowberry fruit fly) is the source of this 957-nucleotide messenger RNA. Its product is annotated as cysteine and histidine-rich domain-containing protein RAR1-like. The record is from RefSeq and is a predicted model, not a curated record. Lineage: Eukaryota; Metazoa; Arthropoda; Insecta; Diptera; Tephritidae.